UCCUAGGCAAAAAGAACAGAUGAAUAAGAGAAAUGGAGAGAGUGCAGUUGACCAGCGUUACCUUUUCCACGGUACAGAUGAGUCUCUCAUAGCAGCGAUUUGUGAGCAAAACUUUGACUGGAGGAUCUGUGGAAGUCACGGGACACUUUAUGGGAAAGGCAGCUAUUUUGCCAGAGAUUCUUCAUACUCUGACAAAUAUGCAAAAUCCAGGAACGGCAAGACCAAGAAGAUGUUCGUGGCUCUGGUGCUGGUGGGAAACUUCACAAGGGGUAACAAUACUUUAGUCCGUCCUCCACAGAAACCCAACAGCCAAGGCUUUUACGACAGCUGUGUUGAUAAUGAGACUAACCCGGCCAUUUUUGUUGUGUUUGAGAAAUUCCAGAUCUAUCCUGAGUACAUCAUUGAAUACUCUUAAUUUGUAUAGUAUCGAAAUACUUGAAUAUAUUUCGAAGGUCUCCUUGUCUAUCUUGAAAUACUUAUGAAAGUCCUGAUACACAGACCAUUUAUGUUAACAUCACUGAAUAUAACCAAAAUCUAUAUCUCUUUGGCAUCUUCUUUCAAGUAAAAGAUUGUAGGGAAUAAGGUAAUAAUUACGUAAUAAAUAACGGUGUUUUAUGAUUUAGUUGACAAUUGUAUGAAAACUGACCAUUACUCAUGGCCAUUAUAUUUAGAUUUUUUUAAAUGUAAUUCAUGUUUGAUUUAUUUUAAUGUUGAAUGAGGUGAAUAGAAUUAAAGUACUGAUACUGUUACUAUUACUUUCAUUGCUGUAAAAAUA
Messenger RNA from Sinocyclocheilus grahami, 775 nucleotides. RefSeq names its product poly [ADP-ribose] polymerase 12-like. Bases 20 to 415 code for a protein of 131 amino acids. The transcript is spliced from 2 exons. NCBI's taxonomy places the organism in Eukaryota, Metazoa, Chordata, Actinopteri, Cypriniformes, Cyprinidae. Gene Ontology annotation, molecular function: NAD+ poly-ADP-ribosyltransferase activity. The record is from RefSeq and is a predicted model, not a curated record. Gene Ontology annotation, cellular component: nucleus.